Molecule: messenger RNA, 731 nt
Organism: Cajanus cajan (pigeon pea)
Lineage: Eukaryota; Viridiplantae; Streptophyta; Magnoliopsida; Fabales; Fabaceae
Source: RefSeq, a predicted model, not a curated record
CCCAACAGAGCGCCAAAACACAAAAAUUUUACCCCUCUUUUCUCUCUAGGUUUCCACCUUCCUAACUUUCUCUCUUCCUUCUCCACCCUUUCCUAAUUCUAAUUCCUCCAUUCUCACUCCUUUCGCCAUGUCCAACAGGGUUUGCAAGUUCUAUGCGCGAGGGUCAUGUUUGAAAGGGGACCAAUGUGAUUUUGCUCAUGAGAGAAAGGAUGAUGUUUGCAGCUAUUAUCAAAAAGGAUUCUGUGCUUAUGGUAGUAGAUGCAGAUAUAGGCAUGUCAAAGCUUCGCAAGCGUCAUCUUCGGCAAAUGGUCAUGGACGCCAUUCUCCUGUUUUGGAUUCUGUUGUGAGUCAUACUGCCAAAGGAACUUCAAGUUGGGUUCCAAAGGCCGUUAAGUCAUCUUCAGGUGAAUUAAUUUUAAAAACUCUCACCUGUAGUUUUGAUUGAUUUUAUUUUAUUUUUUUGGCAAGAUUCAUAGAAAUAUGUUGGAGAAUUGACUGGUAAUUUGCCUUUGAAUUUUCUUUUUCUUUCUUUAUGGGUGAAAUAAUUUGGCCAGGAUGAUAUUUAAAUUUGCUUUUGUUGCUGUUGCUUUACUUAGUUAGAUUUUUUGUUGACUUAUCAAUAUAUAUAUUAGAACAAGCCGGUCUGAGUUUAUUGUGAGUGUUAACAAGUAUCCUGAAGCUUAAAGUCAUAAACUUUUUGUUGGGAUGAGAUUCAAAAUGAGAUUCGAGGG